GACGGACGUGCGGCGGGAUGUGGCCCAGAAUAUUGGUGGGGGGGGCCCGGGUGGCGGCAGGCAGGUGCCCCGCGCUGGGGCCUUGCCUCGCCGCACGUUACCUCCCGCAGCGGCCGCCGCAGCAGACCCCCGAAGCGGGCUUUGCCCCGCAGCGGAGCCUCCACGCGACAGCGGCCCGGCCUCUCCCCCUCAUUCCCAUCGUGGUGGAGCAGACGGGUCGCGGCGAGCGCGCCUAUGACAUCUAUUCGCGUCUGCUGCGGGAACGCAUCGUGUGCGUCAUGGGGCCGAUCGAUGACAGCCUGGCCAGCCUGGUGAUCGCACAGCUGCUGUUCCUGCAGUCAGAGAGCAACAAGAAGCCCAUCCACAUGUACAUCAACAGCCCCGGCGGCGUGGUGACCUCAGGCCUGGCCAUCUAUGACACAAUGCAGUACAUCCUGAACCCCAUCUGCACGUGGUGCGUGGGCCAGGCCGCCAGCAUGGGCUCCCUGCUUCUGGCCGCUGGCUCCCCCGGCAUGCGCCACUCGCUCCCCAACUCCCGCAUCAUGAUCCACCAGCCUUCCGGGGGUGCCCGGGGCCAAGCCACAGACAUCGCCAUCCAGGCAGAAGAGAUCAUGAAACUGAAGAAGCAGCUGUACAGCAUCUAUGCCAAACACACCAAGCAGAGCCUGCAGGUGAUAGAGUCGGCCAUGGAGCGGGACCGCUACAUGAGCCCCAUGGAGGCCCAGGAGUUCGGCAUUCUGGACAAGGUACUGGUCCACCCACCCCAGGACGGGGAGGAUGAGCCCGAGCUGGUGCAGAAGGAGCCCGCCGCAGCCACAGCCGCAGCAGAGCCUACCCCAGCCAGCUCCUGA
Orycteropus afer afer is the source of this 851-nucleotide messenger RNA. It is a transcript of the gene CLPP, whose product is annotated as caseinolytic mitochondrial matrix peptidase proteolytic subunit. Gene Ontology annotation, biological process: protein quality control for misfolded or incompletely synthesized proteins. Gene Ontology annotation, molecular function: ATP-dependent peptidase activity; ATPase binding; serine-type endopeptidase activity. The record is from RefSeq and is a predicted model, not a curated record. Gene Ontology annotation, cellular component: endopeptidase Clp complex. Lineage: Eukaryota; Metazoa; Chordata; Mammalia; Tubulidentata; Orycteropodidae.